CAAGUAAACAUCAAAAAAAUUGUGAAUUUUUAUAUUUGACAAAAAAAGGUAAUUUAUUUAACAAUGAGUAUUUUAAAUCAGUGUAGAGUGUGUUUGGCUGAAAGGACAGAUCUGGAAUCAAUGUUUAAGGAUGACAAAAGAACAGUUUUGGAUAUAUAUUUGGUGACUGGAGUAAAAAUUGUUGAGAUAAAGAACCAGAAAGAAGCUUAUAUAUGUAAAAGAUGCAUUGCAGACUUGACUGUAGCAACAGAAUUUAGAAAAAGAUGUCGAACUUCAGAUGAAUUAUUAAAAGACGGCUUUAGUCAAGUCGAAAGAUGUUUUUGGGACAGUCAGGAAUUGAAUUUUGAUAGUUUAAAUGUAUUGGAUGCUAAAAUUAAAUGUGAAAAUGAAUUCAGACAAGUAAUUAAGGUUGAACCGCAGAUUGAAUUUCAUUCAGAGGACGAGGAAGAUUAUAACUGGAAGUUUGAUGACUAUGAAGAUCCAGUACAUAAUAAUACAAGCUGGAAUGAAAUGGCUUUAGAUGAAGAAACGCUGAGAAGUCUAACAUGUCCACAUUGUCAUAAAAAGCUUAAUACAAGGAGGUCAUUAAAGUAUCACAUACAAGUUAAGCAUGAGCCACAAUCUUCCAAGAAAUAUGAAUGUGAUAAUUGUGGGAAAGCAUUUCCAAAUAAGCAUCCAUUAAAAAGGCACAUUCAUCAAGCACAUUUGACUGUUUCCUCAAAAUAUGUCAAGAAGAGUGACUCCGACAUGACAUGCAUUUUAUGUAAAGUAGUUCUCAAGAACAGAAAAUCAUACAGGAAUCAUGUCAAGAAUAAGCACAAUAAGUGGCUGGAUGUUCUGUUUCCAAAAGUUGAUAAGAAAAUGCAACAAAUGAUGAAGACUGCAGUUCAAGGAGAAACUUCUGAGGAUCCAUCUUGUCCAUGUUCAAUUUGUGGAAAGAUAUUUAAGAAUAAACGAAAUUUGGCACAGCAUGAAAAAACGCACAGGAUCCUCCAGCCACACGAAUAUUUCUAUUGUGAUCUUUGCGGCAACAAGUUUAAAGAAAAGUUACUGAUGCAAAUUCACAUCAGAAAGAGACACAUCCAGAAAAUUCGCUAUCAAUGUGAAUUAUGUCCAUGCUCAUAUACAACAAAUCAUUCUCUCCAGAUUCAUAUUAAAGUUCGUCAUAAAAAUAUCCGAGAAUGGAUAUGUAAUUGGUGCGGAAAGGAUUUUGGCGAAAAGAAGAAACUUGUAGCACACGAAAGAAUCCAUACAGGCGAACAGCCUUACAUUUGUCAGUAUUGUGAUGCUAAAUUUACGCAUCAAACAGAUUAUCGCAGACACAAGUGGAAUCAUGAAGGCAGGAAGAGCUUCAAGUGUCAAAUGUGUGGCGAAGGCUUCGUUAAACGAAGUGAAUUAAUUUCCCACAAAAAUCGUUGUCUAGCAUGGAGAAGUCAACAGAUGAAUGUAUUUCCACAACAUCUACCCCCAAAUAUGCCAAUCAAUUAAGCUUAGCUAGCUUUCUGUCAAUGUUUUCAAUAUUCAAUGUUUUAAUACUUGUUGUUUCACAAAACAUUCAAACCUUUUAAAAUGUGUCCACGUGAAUAUGCUGUAUACGGAAGGAAGUUAAUAAUGAUAGGCUUGUGCUGUGGAAGGGAUUGUAUAAAUAAGAA
Messenger RNA from Chironomus riparius, 1652 nucleotides. The record is from the annotation of a GenBank genome assembly. NCBI's taxonomy places the organism in Eukaryota, Metazoa, Arthropoda, Insecta, Diptera, Chironomidae.